Molecule: messenger RNA, 6473 nt
Organism: Octopus bimaculoides (California two-spot octopus)
Lineage: Eukaryota; Metazoa; Mollusca; Cephalopoda; Octopoda; Octopodidae
Product: peroxisomal biogenesis factor 19
Biological process (GO): protein import into peroxisome membrane
Cellular component (GO): peroxisomal membrane; peroxisome
Source: RefSeq, a predicted model, not a curated record
UAUGUUUAAAAAACCAAAAAAUACAGAAUACCCUGAAUAAAAAUACAAAUAUUUUCUUUCUAAAAUUCCCAACAGGGGAACAUUUCGACAAAUAAACGUUUCGAAACUUAGUAUCAUUACGCCCUCUAUGAAGAAAGAGAUAGUGUUAAGGGCAGAGCACUGACAACAGCCUGCGUUGGAGCAGUGCUACUGCAAAAUGUCGUCGAUAGGUGAUUCAAGUCGACCAGACGCCUCUUCCACAUCAGACACUGACAAACCUGAAAGUACAGGAGCCUGCACUGAUAGAGCAAAUCUCAGCAAGAAUAUUACGGGAGAAUCUGCUUCUCAUAAUGUCCUGACAGAUACAGCGUCGGGAAUAACCCACUCUGAUGUUGCAGCAUGCGGUGGUGGUGCUGGGUCGUUGGAACAUCUUUUGACCGUUCCGACUUCUGCUUUGGAAGCUACAGAUAGCGAAGUUGACGAUGAGCUUAUAGAACUGCUUGACAGUGCAUUGCAAGACUUUGAACCAGCUGCAGAUACUGGCUAUGCUACUUCAGCAUUAGCAGAUAAUGAUAUCAAUACCCAAGCAACACCUGCUGGCACAACUACUUCUGAAGUAUUAAAAGGAGGCAGAGACUCUGAUGCUGCAAAUGAGAAUGUCCUCCAAUCGUCUUCAUCAGCUUCAUACAUGUCUACUCCAUUUAAUAGUCCCAACUUGCCUCAUUCUGAAAGAAGAAAUGAUACGGCAGGUAGGGAUCUAGCUGAACAGCUUGAUGAAGCUAUGCAUUCUUUCAUUAAUGAAGACCCUGUACUUAUACAAAACAUCGAAAUCCUUGCCAAAGCAGCAGAAUCUGCUGGUGAUUCUCCUGAGGCCCAAAAGGAAUUUGCAGACACACUUGCUAAAACACUAAGUAGUUUAGCCCAAAAUGCAGAAGGAUUACAGGAUCAGUUAAAUGAAGAGGGUCUAAAUCAAGCAUUCAACAAUCUUGGCCUAAACCCAGGUGGAGGCAUUGAUGGUGGAGGGAAUAGCAGUGGCAGCAGUGGGAACAAUCCAGAUAUUCUGCCUGUCAUGCAAAACAUGAUGAAAACCCUUUUAUCAAAGGAAGUUUUGUAUCCCUCCUUGAAAGAAAUUUCUCAAAAGUAUCCUAAAUGGCUAGAGGAAAAUUCUGGAAAGACAGACAAGAAGUUGAUUGAGAACUAUAAACAUCAGUAUACUUUGAUGAAGACAAUUUGUAAUGAGUUUGAGAAAGAAACAACCACAGAUAGUGAUGAUGUUAAAAAUGACAGAUUUAAUAAGAUCCUAGAGUUCAUGCAAGAAAUGCAAGAAUUAGGGCAACCUCCUAAAGAAAUACUUGGAGAGAUGGCACCUGGGUUGGAAUUUGAUGCAAACGGCUUUCCAAAGUUGUCUCAUUCUGGUGACCAAUGUUCUAUAAUGUGAGUGGACUCAAAAUAAUACUUGCUUUCCUCUCAACACAUUCCAGGAAACAAAAAGGUAAAAAAAAAUAUAAAAAUAUAAAAAUCAACUUUAAAACAAACCAAUGAAAGACAAUAAUGUCAUAAGUGAAUAAGAAACAUUGCAAAAGACCAAGAAUGAGAAGAAUUAUCUGCAGACAUGAGGUUGCUAAUAUGGAUGUGCUGAGAACUGUUCCAAAUAUACAAGCUGUGAUCUUUAUUUUUUUUUGUCUUUCCCUCACCACUACUAUCUUCCAAUGAACCAUUACUUAAUCCUCCAACCCAAGAUAAACUUUUGGGAUUAUGUUGAUACCUCUUUAUUCUUUUUAAAAUACCCUAACUUCACCCUUCUUUUUUUAGCCUUCCCUUAUCUGUAUAGCAUCCUGUUUGUGUUCCAAUUGUUUUAUUGUACACAUGUAGAUGCAUCUGCAUAUAUGAGUUCUUCUAUUUAUAUGAACAUGUGUGAGUGUAUACAUAAAUGUGUGUGUGUAUUUAUUGCAUGACUCUAUGCAUGCAUAGAUAGACAGAUGAGCAUAGUUGCCAUGUGGAGGUGAAGUUCAGUUAUAAAGAUAAAUUCUGACAAAUUUUCUUCUUUAAAGAAAGUCAAAUUUGCUUUUGCUCGCCUCUCACUCUUUACUUUCUUUCACUGCACUUUAGUUAUCUCCAGUUUGAAUUUGAGUCAAUCACUUUACUUUCCUUUGAUAUGUAUUUCCUAAUAAAAUAUAAUGGUCAUUUUUUUUUUUUUUAACCUUAGUGUUAUGUUGGUAUAUUGGUAACUACUUUCAGGAUCUGUAGUGCACAUACAGAGUGUUUACCUGGUCUGGAAUUUAGCACCAAUCUUGAUUGAUAAUAAAUUUAUUUUUUAAAAAUACAAAUGAAAAAAAUAUUAAAACUAAUCUCAAUUUUAAAAAUUGGUGCAUUAUUUGACCAUUUCAUAUGUUCUAGAGCUUUUAUUCUUUUUUUUUUUUUUUUUGGAAGCAAAUAGUUCCUUCAAAAUUAGUUGUUUGGAGGUCUCUUUGUUUCCCUAAAUUUCCUUCCCUCUGACAGUUACAUAUCACACUCCAUUUUAAAGGAGAAUUCAUGUAAGAGUGCAAUUGUCAUGAGUAGUGAAGGAGGCCUUGCCUGGUGUCUGAAUGAGGGAGAGAGAGAAAGUGAAACAAAUAAAAAAUAAAUUAAGGUGAAGGAACUAUGUGGAGAGUGAACACAAGGCCAAGAAAGUUUCAAUUUGUGUUUGUGUGUGUGUGAGAAAGAGAGAGAGCAGGGUCAGCUUGGAGAAUGAAGAGGGAAGAAGUUAGAAUUGGAGAGGGAAAAUAGAAAAUGCAUUUGCUUGAAUCCACACAGAGAGAAGAUGGUGUUUAAGUCAGGAAGGGAAGUGGGGAAAAUCAACAAUUAAAAGGAGUGGGAAAACAAAGACCAACUAUACCCUGAAAUUUAUUUUAAAAUGUUUAAGCAAAAGGCAUUUGUGGAAUUCUUAGUUUGUAGAGCAAGUUAUUUUAUUCCAUUUUAGUUAGCUAGAGAAUAUGAAUUGUAAUUUCCCCUAUACAGAAAGGCCUUAUCUGGUUGCAAGCAUUUCAAUUGGGUUUUUGCCUAUUAAGCUCAUGUUUCAUUAUUAACUUUCACUUGUUUUCAAUAAACAUUUGAUAGAUAAUAUCUUGCUCUGCAGGAUGGCUUGUAGAAUAUUUUGCAUUAUUAACUGUAUAUUAUUAUGAUAUAGUUUGUAUGUAAUUAUCUCAUUUUCACUUGAUGUUAGUAAAAUAUUUUUGUUUGGAAGUUAAGAACAUUUGUGUCAAAUUCAGUAUGGUCAUAGGUAUAUUUGUUCCUGAACUAUGGUCUGCUAUUAAAAUAGUGUCUCUUCCUUUUAUCACAAAGUAAUUAAGAGAUAGUCUACACACCACCAAUCUAUUAAUAUUUGCUCAGUCAUUUUUUUUUUAAAUCUGAAAUAAAUUUAUCUUUGAAGGAUAAGUGUUUCUCUAAAUUUAUAACUUGCCAAUAUAUAAAUUUCUAUUGAAACAUUAAGACUACAUUAAAACAAUUUCUCUUAGUUUUAAGCCAAAUUUGAAUAUGAAUUGAAAGGUGAAAAAAAAAUGAUUUAUUAGAAGAGUAAUUCAAAUUUAUGCUUGUGAUAAAAUUAACUGGUAAGUUCUAAAAUCAGAACUGUUAUCAGAAAUUAGCUUUGAUAAAAUUAACUUUCAAAAAUUCAUUAGUUAAUUGUUUUUGUUUUCAUUAAUGUUGACAGUGUCUACUGGUUUUCAACUGCUUACAUCAGUCUUAUUACCUCUACAAAGUACAAUGCUUAACAUUGAAAUAUUCUCGUCAGGAUAUAUUUGUCUUUCUCAGCCUUCUUUGCUGCAAUUGUUUAUAAUACCAAUCAUUUUGAUUAUGUGCAGUCAAAAAUUAACUUCAGUAUCAUUUUACAUUUCUGUCCUUUACUUUUUUUCCUCUAUAAAUUAAUUUGGUAAUAGCAGUCAUAUAUUUAUAUGUAAAUUUUCAAAUAUUUACCUCUCACAUUGAAGGUAUCUUCUGCUUGGGGCAAAGGUAGAAGUAUAAUUGUUUCCUUAUUAAAUAAUUUUACAUUAAGACUGUAUUGAUAAAUAAAUCUUUGUUCAUACAAGAACCCUUUCAUAUAUAUAUAUAUAUAUAUGAAAGGGUUUUCUUAGGUAUUUUUUUAUAUGGUAAUAAUUUUAUAUAAAUAGAUCUUGGCAUAUCUUGGAUAUUAUGUGAUAACUAUAUACAGACAAAUUAUCAUAUGCAGUGAUGUAAUUCUUUUAUAAGCAAAUCUUGACUUAAAGUUAGGUGAUGUUUCAUCAAAUGGUUAUUAUCUAGUAAUUUUAUGUUAACAAAUUUCAGCAUACUGGUAGAUGAGUUUCUGUAAUUAGAUCUUGGCUUACAGUAAAACAAUUUUGUAUGGAAAAACACAAAUCAUCAUAAACCAGAUCCUGAUAUUGUGCCAUUGGAAUCAGUACAGAAUCAUGUUCAUAAUUAUAGCUAAAUUAGAAUUGUGAAAUAGAUUUUUCUGAUUAUUUUUUUCAUGCAAGUUCCUGUGUGUGUGUACGUGUAUGUGCAAAUGUGUGUAUGCAUGCACAGACAUGUGCAUGCAUGUGUGUGUAUGCAUGCACAUUGUAUGUGUGUGUGUAGAAAACUAUCUUUUUUUAAAUUUUUUUAUCAGAAGUAUUUUUAUUUGCCUAUUGUUUUUAUCAAUAAACAAAGCAAUAUUUUUCUCUUUUAUCAUUCAUACCUGUGUCAGUAUAUGUCUGGUUUUAUUUAAAAUUUCAAAUAUAUUUAUUAUUAAGCUUUCAAUGUAAACUGUCAAAUUUGAAGGUAAAAAUUGAAAUGUUGGUCUAUCUAUAACUUAUAUUCCUUUUAAUGUUACUGUAACAUCAAGAACAGCAACAGUAAUUAUAUUAAUAAUUAUAUUUUGCUUCUGACAGGGUUUAAUGACUAAAUCAAUAUUGUUUCACUUUGCUUCAGGAUGGUUCAAGAUUUUGUUUAAGUAGUGCCUUGUAGAAUUUUUCCUUUUAACUAUUCAUUUGACAUUGUUUUGAUAAGACUUUAUGCUCAUAUUUAGUGUGGUUUGUUAAUGGUUUGAAAUGAUAAUAAGUCACUGCAGUGCUUACAGUCCUCCAAUUGAUAGUAAGUCAGUGCAGUGUUUACAUACUGCACACAAAAUGUAAGUAUGACAAUCAAAACAGCACUCUAAGAGAAAAAAAGGAACACCAGUGUACUUAUAAAUCUGUCAUCAACAUUGCUACUAGAUUUUUAUGAUCUACUUAAAUAUGUAUAGUCUAUUGUUAGUUUGCAUUUGAUUAUUAUCAGGAUAUCAAAAUGACUCCAUCUUUGUCAGUUUUUUUAUAUGCCAUACAUUUACAUUUUCUGAAACUAAUUUUAAUUUUUAUACUCUUUGCUUUAUACCAAACAUUGUAAUUGUAUGGAUCUUUUUGACAAAAUGGAGAUUGAAUUAAAACAGUUUUAUGUCCUAGAUAUAUUGGAUAAAAAAUCUUAUGUUUGGCCUACUAUAAUUUUUUUGUCUAUAUUUAUUCUAAGGAUUUAUAAUAGCUUCAAAUUUUGCUUAUCUCAUCAAUUAAGACUCCCCAACUCUCUCUUUCCUCUUUCUUUUUAAUUUUAAUUUUAGUUUCUAAAGAAAUACAUUUUCUAAACCAGAGAUUUCUUUGAUUUUGUGUAAAAGAGUUUAAGUAUUUUCCUUUUUCAACACAUUUCCUUCCAAUUCCUGUACAAAAUGACAGUUGGAUAAGAAAAUAAUGUUAUGGAUGUAUAACUUGUGUACAAAAUGUGCUUCAUUUCAAAAUAAUUAACUUUAGGUAGCUUAGUUUGUAAUUUUAAAGAUAGGAAUAUGAGGAGAGAGUUGAAAUGUAUCUUACAUUUUCAUUGUAUUUUUUCCAUUUGUUUUUACUGCUGUCUGUAUGUAUUUUGGUGUCUCUCUUUGUAUUUGUGUUAUUCUGAACAUCUCUAUAUUAAUGCAUAAUCAAUCAUGCAUUUAUAAGCAAGUAUUGUAUGAAUGUACAAAUUUAUGCUCAUACAUAUGCUGGCAAAAACAAGAAAAAGGCAUGCAUGUACAAUAUACACAUUACUUUAUACAUCAACACUUCUUUUAAAGAAUUAAUUUGAUAAGCUUAUGUAGAAUUCUUUAUUUUGUGUUAUCAUUUUUUUUUAAUGCUGGGUAGAACAGAACAGUAAGUUUGGAUCAGUUUUGUACAUUCAGAGGGUUAUUAGCUGAAUUCUAUAUAUUUCACAAUGGAAGAGAAAAGUACAUUCUCUGCAACAGUAAUAUUGCCGGCCAUUCCCCUCCCACAUUCUUUGUAUUAUUUUUUGCAAGCAUUUUUAUUUUGUUUAUUUAUUUUAUCUUUUGUUUGGAAUUUGUUUUUUAAGCAAAAAAAAAAAAAAAUCAAUCAAGAAUUAUUUAAUUGUUUCUUCGGGAACAUUGAAGAAAUUCUUUUUACAAGGUAAUUCUGUUCAGUUUCAUAAAGAGCAGAAGUGAUAAUUCUACAACACUAACGACAAUAAAAAAUUAUUCAAGAAAAAUGAAA